This is a messenger RNA of Drosophila santomea, 894 nucleotides long. RefSeq names its product apoptosis regulatory protein Siva-like. The transcript is spliced from 3 exons. Gene Ontology annotation, biological process: extrinsic apoptotic signaling pathway. Gene Ontology annotation, molecular function: CD27 receptor binding. The record is from RefSeq and is a predicted model, not a curated record. NCBI's taxonomy places the organism in Eukaryota, Metazoa, Arthropoda, Insecta, Diptera, Drosophilidae. The coding region runs from base 136 to 684 and encodes 182 amino acids.
AUAAGGUAAUAUUGUUAGAAGAACGGGACCAUUAAAAGCUGUUAGCUUGCAAAUCGGACAAUCGGAAUACCGGAAAGUAAGGGAACGCAGGGCUAUUUGAGGGCGUUCCUAUCCGAUCUGCCCAGCCAACUCAUCAUGGAGAGCCCGGUCCGCAAAAGGGCGGCAAAGCGAUCGCGAUCGCGAUCAUCGGAUGGCGACGCCAAUAACAAUCUCACGCAGCGGAAAGUGUUCGUGAACCAGAAAAUGAGCGACUCCCGCGAUCCCCAAAAAAUGAAGGCGGUUCACGAGAAGACGACCAAAAUGCUUUUCGAUGGCGCAGCCGGCAGUGGGCAAGGUCAGGGGCAGAAUCCCCUGAAUCCGUUGAAUCCACUGGGAGCGGGUCAGGAGGAGCCCGAGCUGUGCGAACAGUACCAGCUGAUGGGCGAUGGAACCAUCAUUCUGCGCAACUUGCGCACCGACUUGGCCAAUCCGCGCCUGGAGUGCCACAAGUCCCGCUGCUGCCAGCGCCAAACGCUCGUCCACGACAUUUGCGUCAACUGCAUGAUGGAUCUCUGCGAGGAGUGUGGCUACUCCUGCGGCGAGUGCUCCAAGUUCAUAUGCCGCAGCUGCGUGACUUUGUUUGGCAAUCGAGAUGACGAGGGCGAGGAUCCGCUCUGCGAGCGCUGCCAGAUGUUCUUCACCUAGGAUUUCCAAGGACUUCUCUGCCUGCACGGAGGCGAGGCGUCCAGCCAUUUUCACACAGUCAAGCACAGAGGAACAUGAAUCCGUGGUGCUCAUUCAAUUUUAAGUUCUGAAGCAGUACAAAUUCGGCACUACUCAAGGCACAUAGGGCACUCAUUUUUAUAUUUUUUGGAAGCGUUGGAAUCUAACAAAAAUAUAAAAGAGAAAAUCUAA